AGGCGCCUCCCUUAUAUAAACCGACACCCUAGGGUUUCCCUCUCUCCCUUGUGAUACCCAACCAGAAGUGCGGCGGCGCAGGCGGACCAGGAGGAGGCGGAGGAGAAGCAGCGGAGCCAAGCCACCGCCGCCACCAUGGGUAUCUCGCGUGACUCGAUGCACAAGCGCAGGGCCACCGGUGGAAAGCAGAAGGCCUGGAGGAAGAAGCGAAAGUAUGAGCUCGGGCGCCAGCCGGCCAACACCAAGCUGUCAAGCAACAAGACAGUGAGGAGGGUUCGUGUUCGUGGAGGUAAUGUGAAGUGGAGGGCUCUUCGCCUGGAUACUGGUAACUACUCAUGGGGAAGUGAAGCUGUUACCCGCAAGACCCGUAUCCUUGAUGUUGUCUACAAUGCAUCAAACAACGAGCUUGUGAGGACUCAAACCCUUGUGAAGAGUGCCAUUGUGCAAGUUGAUGCUGCCCCAUUCAAGCAGUGGUACCUCACUCACUAUGGAGUUGACAUCGGUAGGAAGAAAAAGGCUCCUGCUGCAAAGAAGGAAGCUGCUGAGGGACAAGAGGGUGAGGCAGCAGCUGAGGAAGCAAAGAAGAGCAACCAUGUGAAGAGGAAGCUUGAGAAGCGUCAGGAGGGACGCGAGCUUGAUGCGCACAUUGAAGAGCAAUUUGGCAGUGGAAGGUUGCUGGCGUGCAUUUCCUCCCGCCCUGGACAGUGUGGCCGAGCUGAUGGGUACAUUCUUGAGGGUAAAGAGCUUGAGUUCUACAUGAAGAAGCUUCAGCGCAAGAAGGGCAAGGGCGCCGCAGCUUAGAGCAUUCUCAUGGAUGGUCUUACGCCGAAAUGUGUGGCCUAUUAAAUAUUACUCUUGCUUUUUUGUUAGUCGUCUCAAGUUCAGAGCGUCUAUGUCAUGUUUUGCAGACCUGAGAACACUAUUUUCUGAAAAUGAAUCAACUCUAUCUAGCUCUUAAGAAUUGAGAUUUUCCGGUUGUAUUUUCGUGAUGCUUAUUUUGCUUGUUUACUAGCUGCAACAGUUCCUGUUAAAGCAGGUUUGGUUUCGCGAUGA
Sorghum bicolor (sorghum) is the source of this 1053-nucleotide messenger RNA. RefSeq names its product 40S ribosomal protein S8. Gene Ontology annotation, molecular function: structural constituent of ribosome. The coding region runs from base 136 to 801 and encodes 221 amino acids. Gene Ontology annotation, biological process: maturation of SSU-rRNA from tricistronic rRNA transcript (SSU-rRNA, 5.8S rRNA, LSU-rRNA); translation. The transcript has 5 exons. NCBI's taxonomy places the organism in Eukaryota, Viridiplantae, Streptophyta, Magnoliopsida, Poales, Poaceae. Gene Ontology annotation, cellular component: ribosome; cytosolic small ribosomal subunit. The record is from RefSeq and is a predicted model, not a curated record.